Racocetra persica is the source of this 126-nucleotide messenger RNA. The record is from the annotation of a GenBank genome assembly. NCBI's taxonomy places the organism in Eukaryota, Fungi, Glomeromycota, Glomeromycetes, Diversisporales, Gigasporaceae.
CUUUUUACUAAUGAAAAUUUGUUGGAUUUGUUGAGAGAAGUAAAGGAGAAGACAGAAAAAACUGCUAAUGAAAAAAGGCAAAAAAAAAGAAAUGACUACUUAAUGAUGGAUAGUACAGAAGACUGA